Messenger RNA from Pestalotiopsis fici W106-1, 534 nucleotides. RefSeq lists its product as uncharacterized. Bases 1 to 534 code for a protein of 177 amino acids. The transcript has 2 exons. The record is from RefSeq and is a predicted model, not a curated record. Lineage: Eukaryota; Fungi; Ascomycota; Sordariomycetes; Amphisphaeriales; Sporocadaceae.
AUGGCAGUGAACGGCGAACCUCAAUCUCAGUCUCGCGCCAGUCGCGCCUAUUCCUUUGGCCAGCGUCAGGUCGAUCGCGUAAUCAGUCCACAGAGCCGAGAGAGGUCCUACGAUGCGGUGAACCAGUUUGCUACAACCAGGCCCAUUCUAUUCGCCUUUAUUGUCUCGCAGAUACUCUUUUCCACUCUGCCUCUCGCCCUCUUCAUCUCCUUCUCGCUCUCGACCGCCGCCUUUGCCAUUGCCUCCGCGACCCUCUUCUCCGUCUUCUGGAUUGGCGUCGGCCUUUUGGUUCUUUGCCCGAUUCUGUUCAUCACCUCGGGCAUCGCCAUCCUUGUUUGGGCAUGGGCUAUCGUGACAUUUCUCGUGGGCCGUAAAGUCUACCAGAUGCUCCCGGUCAGCAUGCAGGGCGACAUGCAGGUCAAGAUGCCCAAUGGCAAAAAGGUCAUCUUCCAAAAGGAGCGAAGCAACGAUUCCAACGGCCUAGGCUUUGAUAACAUCGACAUCAAGGAGGAGAUUGCGGAGGUCAAGGAGUAG